Babesia ovata is the source of this 813-nucleotide messenger RNA. RefSeq names its product glutamyl-tRNA amidotransferase subunit E, putative. The transcript has 2 exons. The coding region runs from base 1 to 813 and encodes 270 amino acids. The record is from RefSeq and is a predicted model, not a curated record. Lineage: Eukaryota; Apicomplexa; Aconoidasida; Piroplasmida; Babesiidae.
AUGAAGUCUUACACAGCUCAUCUUGCGGGCAUUGUGCUCGUCGCACAUUCCAUCUUCCCUGCCAUGGCACGCAUCAAUGUAUCUCACUCAUCGACCAUGGCUCCAUCGUUUUUGGUCAGCGAAAGUGACAUCGAGCGUGUUGACAGAAUGGCAGGAGUCGUCUUGGCCGAAAUGAGCAACCUCCACGAUGAUGUCAUCGACGCUGUGGCACAGAGAAUGCUGAGCUUUUUGGAGACGCAGGGAUUAAAUUACGAAGAUCCGGAACACAUCAACACCAUCAUAUCUCUCAUGGAAACUGUGAACGAAACCCAGCCUGGACAGAAAAAGGGUUCCAAAUUCCUUGACGAGCUCAAGCAGAUGGCGAUCAAAGCGUGGCACACUACCAAGAAAGCAGCGGCCAGCACUGUCAAAGAGUUGCUCCUGAGGUGCAUCAAGGAAUUCUUGAAGGUCGGCGUCAGACAAGCACUGCCUCCAUUGGCUAAGAUUAACGAAAAGGCCAUGUUGGCGCUGCCGCUCAACAUCAGGGUAGCACUCUCACCGAUCGCUUACAACAUGUGGCUCAACCUCUUCAGAAGGGCGAAACUUGCGAUACCCGCUGACUUCAAAAUCGAGAGCUUCGUAUGCAAAAACAACAGCAAAGAAAAGUGCGAUGAAAUCAUUAAACAAGUGAAGGACUCGUUGUCACAGAUGAAUAAAAAGCCUGUGAAAGAAAUAGAUGACAUAGAAACGGGAGAUGACAAUGACACGUUUGACUUCGAUGAGGAGGAUAAACGUGCAAAACCUGCGAAAAGGAAAUCCGAGAAGAAUCUUUAA